Molecule: messenger RNA, 4081 nt
Organism: Colius striatus (speckled mousebird)
Lineage: Eukaryota; Metazoa; Chordata; Aves; Coliiformes; Coliidae
Gene: FEM1A
Product: fem-1 homolog A
Exons: 1
Coding region: 209-2236 (675 amino acids)
Molecular function (GO): protein binding
Source: RefSeq, a predicted model, not a curated record
UCGUGUCCCAGCGUAAGAUGGCGGCCGGGCGGAGAGGCUGAAGGUUGCGGCGCUGAGGUGAGGGGGUGUCUCGGCGGGCGGCUCCGGCCCCGCGGGGCUCCUCCCCCCCGGGGCGGCCGCUCUCGCCCGUCCCCUGCCCCAGGCCGAGCCGGGGGCGCGGGGGGGGGAGCAGCCGGUCCAUGGCCAGGGAGCGGCCGGCGCGGUCGCCAUGGACCUGCGCACGGCCGUGUACAACGCGGCCCGCGACGGGAAGCUGAAGCUGCUGCAGAAGCUGUUGGGCAGCCGGAGCCGGGAGGAGCUGGAGGCGCUGACGGCGGGGCCCGGCGGGGGUGAGGGCCCCGGGGGAGGCAGCACCCCGCUGCUGAUCGCCGCCCGCCACGGGCACCUGGACGUGGUGGAGUAUUUGCUGGAUCACUGCGGCGCCCGCGUGGAGGAGGGCGGCUCGGUCAGCUUCGAUGGGGAGACCAUCGAGGGAGCCCCCCCGCUCUGGGCAGCCUCGGCCGCGGGGCACCUGGGGGUGGUGAGGAGCCUCCUGGACCACGGCGCCUCGGUGAACCAGACCACGCUGACCAACUCCACGCCGCUGCGAGCCGCCUGCUUCGACGGGCACCUGGACAUCGUGCGCUACCUGGUCGGGGAGCGAGGGGCCGACCUGGAGGUGGCCAACCGGCACGGCCACACUUGCCUGAUGAUUUCUUGCUACAAAGGGCACCGCGAGAUCGCUCGUUACCUGCUGGAGAAAGGGGCCGACGUCAACCGCCGCAGCGUGAAGGGCAACACGGCGCUGCACGACUGCGCCGAGUCCGGCAGCCUGGAGAUCCUGCAGCUGCUGCUCCGCUCCAAGGCCCGCAUGGAGAAGGACGGCUACGGCAUGACCCCUCUGCUCGCUGCCAGCGUCACCGGCCACACCAACAUUGUGGAGUACCUCAUCCAAGGAGGGCUGCAGCAGGAGGAGGCGGCGGCGAGCCGCCGCGGGGCCUGCGCCUCGGGUGGGAGCAGUCAAGGCAAGGAAGCUCCUGAGGGCUGCAGCGGAGAGGGGUGUGAGAGGUGCUGCGCCUCAGCUUGUGGUCAGGAUGAGCGGCAGGUGCCUGGCGUGUUCUGCAGCCGAGAGGCUGCCGUGGAGGCGCUGGAGCUGCUGGGCGCCACCUUCGUGGAUAAGAAACGCGACCUCCUGGGAGCACACAAGUACUGGCGCCGGGCGAUGGAGCUGCGCUGCGAGGGCGGGCGGUACCUGCCCAAACCCGAGCCCCGGCAGCUCGUCCUGGCCUACGACUACUCGCGGGAGGUGAGCUCUCUGGAGGAGCUGGAAGCCCUGAUCACCGACCCCGACGAGAUGCGCAUGCAGGCGCUGCUGAUCCGGGAGCGCAUCCUGGGCCCCUCGCACCCGGACACCUCCUACUACAUCCGCUACCGAGGAGCCGUCUACGCCGACUCCGGCAACUUCGAGCGCUGCGUGAACCUGUGGAAGUACGCCCUGGACAUGCAGCAAGGCAACCUGGAGCCUCUCAGCCCCAUGACUGCCAGCAGCUUCCUUUCCUUUGCAGAGCUUUUCUCUUACGUGCUUCAGGACCGCUCCAAAGGCACUUUAGCCACCCACCUGGGCUUCUCCGACCUCAUGGGAGUACUGAGCAAAGGGGUCCGGGAGGUGGAGAGGGCUCUUGUGCACGGCAAGGACCCUGUGGUUGACUCAGCGCAGUUCACCAAGACGCUGGCCAUCAUCCUCCACCUGGUCUUCUUGCUGGAGAAGGUGGAGUGCACCCCGGAGCAGGAGCACCAGAAGCGCCAGACCAUCUACCGCCUGCUCAAGUGCAGCCCCAGGGCCAAGAACGGCUUCACUCCUUUGCACAUGGCCGUGGACAAAGACACCACCACGGUGGGACGUUACCCCGUGGGCAAGUUCCCUUCCCUGCAUGUGGUGAAUUUGCUCCUGGAGUGUGGGGCUGACCCCGACAGCCGUGACUACGACAACAACACCCCGCUGCACGUCGCUGCCCGCAACGGCUGCCCGCUCAUCAUGAGCGCCCUGAUGGAGGCUGGAGCCCAUAUGGAUGCCACCAAUGCCUUCAAGCAGACUGCUUACGAGCUCCUGGAUGAGAAGCUGCUCACCAAGAGCAUGAUGCAGCCCUUCAACUACAUCACCCUUCAGUGCCUUGCUGCCCGCGCCCUGGACAAGCACAAGAUUCCCUACAAGGGUUUCAUCCCCGAGGAGCUGGAGGCCUUCAUUGAACUGCACUAGGGCGGGAGAGCUGAGGUCCCUGGCCUUUCCCAGCUCCUGUUUCACCCCCCAGAGGUUGUGCAGCCCGAGAUCUGGGGCUGUCCUUGCCCAGGUACCCGAGGCUGUCGCCCUGCUGAGAUGGGCCCUGAGCUUUGGCUUCAUCCGUCACCAUCAAGCGCAGGGGUAGGAGAGGAGGAGGCUGGAGAGCUCGUGGCUGUCCCUCAUGGUUGUCAUCUUCAGGUACCAGAUCUCUCCAGUGCACUGUGUCCAGAGAAGGCUGCAGCCCCUGCCCUUUCCCGUGCCAGCCACCUGAGAAGGAAGGAAAACAGAGAUUCCUGGGACCUGCUUCCUCUCCUGUUAGUGCUGGGUUAGGUCAGCGUUGAGCUUUGGAGCAGCCACACAUCACACACGUGCUCUAGCCCUUCCCAUCCCCAGUGACCCAACAGAGAGGAAUGCAAGUGAGGAAUAAAAUACCCCCCAACUAAUUCUUUCCCCCAGCUCCCUUCUCAGAUGUGAUGCCCUACGAGUGUGACAGCCAAGGGUCCUGUGUUAGCUGAGGUGGUUCCUUUGCAGAGCCAUAGGGCUGGGUGUGCUCAGCAUGGGGUUGUUUUCUCCUCUCCCUCGGUUGGCCAAGUAGCAAGUGAUGUUAAAGGCCUGAGAGUUCAAUGAUUGUGCAUAAAGCUGGGUUAUUCUCUUCUCUUUUAGAGCCAGGCCCUAUGUAUGCUGCAAGACUUCUUCAGUGCUGUAAGAUAGAGAGAGUAAGGUCAGUUCUGGUUGUCUAGUUUCAUCAGCUGAUGGUGGGUUUUAUGAAUGGGGAGGAAAAACACCUGCCUUCAAAGUACUGCUGUGGCAUUCAAGCCCUUGGCUUGCCUAGUCUGCACACCCUCACUUCCAUCCCAGCACAGACAGAGGCCCUUCAGCUCCAGAGGUCAGCAGGGACUGGGCUUCCAGGGUGGGUAUGUGCAGAUGUCAGAGCUGAAGCAGUGCCCGUGGAACCAGCCCUGGAGGGCUCACGCUGUGGGUGCUGCCUGGGGGUGAGGGACAGCAGGUGAGUCUUGGGGGCACGUUUGCAUGAGAGUGAUCUGAAGGAGGAAAUGGAAGUCCCAGGUACCUUGUUCUCCUGAGGUUUGUUAGUACCAACCCAUGUGGCUCUGUCCACCCAUUGUCACAACCUGCCUGGAUGUAGGAGCAGCUGGUUUGGGCCUGUGGUGCUUUCUGCAGCUGAGGACGGUGCUACUGCAGGGACUGGGUUUGACAUCUCAUUUGGCUGCUCUUUGGGCAAAGCUUCUUUCUUCCAUUAGGAUCUGCACACAACUUGGUUCCCUCUUUAGGUCUAUAGGCUCAGGGUAGGUGUUUGCCUCCCUCAGCAGAACCUUCCUCAGUGUAAACACGAGGCUGUGCCAGUACUUGAGCUCCUGAAGGGGAGGGGCUGGCCUUUGGCAGCCUGGUUUCUUGGCCUCAGGCAGGGUGGAAAACACAGUUGAGGGUUGAAACAGCUGCCUCUGAGCUUUGGGAAAGGUCAAGACAGGGAGAGCAGAACCCUGACAAGCAGCUGUGUGCUCACUAUACGCUACUGAAGCUUCUCCACUUGUAUUUACAGGCCCCUGUAGCCAUCAGCCCCAGCCCCGCUCUGCCCUCACACACCCAGCACACUUUUGCAGUGUUAACUAUAACAUUUAUUUAUAAGGCAAGGAGGUUUAACUUUUACUGAGAUGUAAAGUGCAGAGUUAGUUUAGCUACGUUCUGUAUCAUUGUUUUCUUCUCCUUUUGGCUGCAACCUGAACUAAACUGCAGGAAUGGAACUCGUUUGUUUGUGAGCUGACGAGCGCUCGUAACUUUAAUUAAUAAAACAACAAGUGGCUGCUA